This is a messenger RNA of Coregonus sp. 'balchen', 4822 nucleotides long. The record is from the annotation of a GenBank genome assembly. Lineage: Eukaryota; Metazoa; Chordata; Actinopteri; Salmoniformes; Salmonidae.
AUGGUGACUUCUAACCAGGCUCUGAAGGCAGUAGGCCUGUUCAUAGCAUAUCUACUAAAGUCCAUCACAGACCUGUUCCUCACCAAGCCUUUGUGGGCCAACCUGAAGGUUCUGGAGGAGACUGACCUCAAGACCACCGGAGGAAGUAAGGAGUCAUAGAAUAGAGUCCAGAACACUGAACGUUUUAUAUCCAAAUUAAUAGCUAGAAUAGUUAGUAAGCCAGAUCUGUUUGUUUAGAUUACAGAUCUACUGUUAGCAUUUGACCUUGUAUGAGGUCUCUUCAUAGAUUUGGAGAAGUAGGCUAUAUUUAACCCUUCUCUGUCUCUUUCAGUUUAUGAGACGUAUAAAGCCAAAGCUCUGUGGGAGAAGACUGGGGCAGUGAUCAUGGUGGUACGACGCCCUGGAUGCUUGUUGUGCAGAGAGGUGAGCGCUGUGGUUGUGGUGUCUCCUCUAGACUAGCUUGUCUAUUUUAUUCUUUCACACUCCUGACAGCAGACAGACUCGAGUGCUGAUGUUUCUCCAUGCCUCUUCUCUCUCUCUCGCUCUCUCGCUCUCUCUUUCUCUGUCUGUCUCUGUCGCUUUGUCUCUUUGUCUCUCUCUCUCUUUCUCUCUAGGAGGCCAUUGAGCUGUCCUCUCUGAAGCCCCAGCUAGAGGAGUUGGGGGUCCCUCUCUUAGCCGUGGUCAAAGAGAACAUUGGCCAAGAGCUGGAUGCCUUCAAGACAUUUUUUACUGGGGAAGUCUAUGUAGACCAGAAGGUCAGUGAAUAACUAAUUAAUUUACAAUGCUAACAGCAGUUAGCAUUGACAUGAGAAGAUAAAGUACACAGUUCCUUGUAAAAUAUAUGUUUCCAGCGUUUGUUCAGUCACACUGCACACCUUUGUGCAAUAUAUGAUAUAACAUCUAUUUCCGACAUCUUUUCAAAUAUACAUCCAACUGUAGACGUCAACAAAGUACAGUAUCCUGCUAACGUCACUGUAUCCCUCCAUCUAAUAACCAAACCUGUUUUUCUCAGAGAGCAUUAUACGGUCCUGUGGAGCGUUGGAUGUUCCUGUCUGCGUUGCUGCGUAUCGGGGUGUGGAGGAGCCUGUGGAGGGCCUAUAGGAAGGGCUGCACAGGAAAUAUAAUCAAAGGAGAAGGUCUUGUACUGGGGGGAGUGUUCGUCAUUGGGCCCAAAGAUCAGGUAGGGCUAUACCGCUUGAACUGGGCACUCUAUCCAUGCUAUAACGGACAAAAGUGGAGAUAUACAGUAGUUAGAACUAAUUAGCAAUAGCAAGAAUGGAUCUGCAAGUAAAAUCAAAUCAAAUCAAAAUUAUUUGUCACUUACACGUGUUUAGCAGAUGUUAUAGCGGGUGUAUCGAAAUGCUUGUGCUUCUAGCUCCGACAGUGCAGUAAUAUCUAACAAUUUCACAACAUAUGCCCAAUACACACAAAACUGGUAAGGAAUGGGAUUUAAGAAAAUAUACAUAUAUGGACAAGCAAUGACAGAGCGGCAUAAUAUAAUAUGCCAUUUAGCAGACGCUUUUAUCCAAAGCAACUUACAGUCUUGCGUGCAUACAUUUUUUUGUGUAUGGGUGGUCUUGGGGAUCGAACCCACUACCUUGGCGUUACAAGCGUUGUGCUCUACCAGCUGAGCUACAGAGGACCACGGCAUGGAAUAAGAUACAGUAGAAUAUUAUAGAAUAGAAUGCAGUAUAUACAUAUGAGAUGAGUAGUGCAAGAUAUGUAAACAUUAUUAAAGUGACUAGUGUUCCAUUUCUUAAAGUGGCCAGUGAUUUCAAUAGGCAGCAGCAGCCUCUAAUGUGCUAGUGAUGGCUAUUUAACAGUCUGAUGGCCUUGAGAUAGAAGCUGUUUUUCAUUCUCUCGGUCCCAGCUUUGAUGCACCUGUACUGACCUCGCCUUCUGGAUGAUAGCGGGAUGAACAGGCAGUGGUUCGGGUGGUUGAUGUCCUUGAUGAUCUUUUUGGCCUUCCUGUGACAUCGGGUGUUGUAUAUUUCUUGGAGGGCGGGUAGUUUGCCCUCUGUAAUGCGUUCGGCAGACCGCACCACCCUCUGGAGAGCCCAGUGGUUGUGGGCGGUGAAGUUGCCGUACCAGGCAGUGAUACAGCCCAACAGGAUGCUCUCAAUUGUGCAUCUGUAAAAGUUUGUGAGGGUUUUAGGUGCUAAGCCGAAUUUCUUCAGCCUCCUGAGGUUGAAGAGGCUCUGUUGCGCCUUCUUCACCACACUGUCUGCGUGGGUGGACCAUUUCAGUUUGUCGGUGAUGUGUACGCCAAGGAACUUGAAACUUUCCACCUUCUCCACUGCGGUCCCGUCGAUGUGGAUAGGGGGGUGCACCCUCUGCUGUUUCCUGAAGUCCACGAUCAUCUCCUUCAUUUUGUUGAUGUUGAGUGAGAGGUUAUUUUCCUGGCACCACACUCCCAGAGCCCUCACCUCCUCCCUGUAAGCGGUCUCGUCAUUGUUGGUAAUCAAGCCUACUACUGUUGUGUCGUCUGCAAACUUGAUGAUUGAGUUGGAGGCGUGCUUGGCCACGCAUUCAUGGGUGAACAGGGAGUACAGGAGAGGGCUGAGCAUGCACCCUUGUGGGGCCCCAGUGUUGAGGAUCAGCAAAGUGGAGAUGUUGUUUCCUACCUUCACCACCUGGGGGCGGCCCGUCAGGAAGUCCAGGACCCAGUUGCACAGGGCGGGGUUCAGACCCAGGGCCUCGAGCUUAAUGAUGAGCUUGGAGGGUACUAUGGUGUUGAAUAUUGAGCUAUAGUCAAUGAACAGCAUUCUUACAUAGGUAUUCCUCAUGUCCAGAUGGGACAGGGCAGUGUGCAGUGUGAUGGCGAUUGCAUCGUCUGUGGAUCUAUUUGGGCGGUAAUCAAAUUGAAGUGGGUCUAGGGUGACAGGUAAGGUAGAGGUGAUAUGAUCCUUGAUGAGUCUCUCAAAGCACUUCAUGAUGACAGAGGUGAGUGCUACAGGGCGAUAGUCAUUUAGUUCAGUUACCUUUGCUUUCUUGGGUACAGGAACAAUGGUGGCUAUCUUGAAGCAUGUGGGAACAGCAGACUGGGAAAGGGAGAGAUUGAAUAUGUCCAUAAACACACCAGCCAGCUGGUCUGCGCAUGCUCUGAGGACGCGGCUAGGGAUGCCGUCUGGGCCGGCAGCCUUGCGGGGGUUAACAUGCUUAAAUGUCUUAAUCACGUCGGCCAUGGAGAAGGAGAGGCCACAGUCCUUGGUAGUGGGCCUCGUCAGUGGUACUGUGUUAUUCUCAAAGCGGGCGAAGAAGGUGUUUAGCUUGUCUGGAAGAGAGACUUUGGUGUCGGCGACAUGGUUGGUUUUCUUUUUGUAGUCCGUGAUUGUCUGUAGACCCUGCCACAUACGUCUCGUGUCUGAGCCGUUGAAUUGCGACUCAACUUAGCUCACAUACAUCAGUAUAGAGACUAUUUGAUAUGCAUUGGAUGUUAGAUGGUACGGUACUACAAUUCUUUGCAGCAAGUCCGUAUAGUGACAACUGCUUGAGAUGUGAGCAUAUACAUGUAACUGCCAAAAUAAAUGAAACACCAACAUAAAGUGUCUUAAUAGGGCGUUGGGCCACCAUGAGCCGCCAGAACAUCUUCAAUGCGCCUUGGCAUAGAUUCUACAAAUGGUCUGGAGCUCUAUUGGAGGGAUGCGACACCAUUCUUCAGACAAUAAAUUCCAUAAUUUGGUGUUUUGUUGAUGGUGGUGUAAAACUCUGUCUCAGGCGCCGCUCCAGAAACUCCCACAAGUGUUCAAUUGGGUUGAGAUCUGGUGACUGAGACACACACACACUUUAAACCCCCUAUGCUCCUUUGAGACCCCUCUUUAAAAGUCACUGAGAUUCUUCUUCUAGCCAUUGUAUACAAAAAUAAUGGGCAACAGGGCAUUUUUACACAUGACCCUAAGCAUGAUGGGAUGAUAAUUGUUUAUUUAACUCAGUGCUAAUUGUUUAUUUAACUCAGCACCUGCUUUCAAUACACUUUGUAUCCCUCAUUUACUUGUGUUUCCUUUAUUUUGACACUUACCUGUAACUCAAAUUAGGAUUCAGGUCCAGUGCAAGUAUGUAUCGGUGGAUGUGCUUUUAUUCUGCUAUCAUUUACACAUGGUGUACUUUUCAUAACAUAUUAAUGCUUAUACAAUGAGCACUUGCUGUACUUCCACAGAGACCAGUUUUGAGACCCAUGUCUGUUUUCCUUCUCUUCCCCAUGCAGGGUAUUCUGCUUGAGCACCGUGAGAAGGAGUUUGGGGAUAAAGUCAACCUGCUGGCUGUACUCAGAUCAGCCAGGAAAAUUCAAGACGGCUUGGCUACAGCCAAAUAGUUUACACAAACAGCUUAAAGUCCCCAUGCAGUCUUUUUAAUUGUAUUUUUAAAUCAUCACUGUAUGUAUAAAAAAAUCACUGUGUGUGUGUUUAUUUCAUGAAAAUAACUUUAGUAUCAUUUAUUGCCCUGAGCCUCCUUUUGCCAUUGAAAUGUAAAUAUAUUUACAUACACAGCACUGAUUUGCCGGAUAGAAUCGUCUGGACCAUAGAGCCUACCCCACUUACCCCUUCAAACUAGGAGGAUACAUAUGCAAAUAAAAGAUGACUGGUCAUUGGUCAGAAUAAUCAGAUCUGAUUGUGAAUUCAUGAUCAGGCAUUCUUUUCAAACAGCUCUUACACAAACAGGGCAUUAUCAUUAUUUUCACAAUUUCAGUGUUAUUUCGACCUCAUAGUGUGGAAAUAUCAUUUUAAAAAACAGGAAAAUCUAAUUGUUUUGGUCUAAAAGCACAUGCAUUCAUUGUUCUUUAGCCAUUUAACACAGUAGUUUUGGUUCUUUUAUGCAGGAAUGA